CUGCUUCCUGUCCGUUGCCAUGGCAACAUGUAGCAACAACAGCACCUAGCGUAAACCUGGAUACGACCAAGAGAAACGCUGCAUUCAGUGCUGUGAUUAAUUCAGCGUGUUUGUUUUGUGGAUAGACGUAUACAAAUCGUUAAAAGGAGGCAUUUUUCUUUGGAGUAACAAUGAGUCAGCGGCAGAUCAUUCAAGUUUUCGAGCAGUAUCAGAAAUCACGGAUGCAGUUUGUACAAACUGUUGCUGAUCUUGCAGUCAGACCACAAAACAUAGAAAUUCUUCAAAAUGCUGGUGUGAUGUCCAUGUUGCGUCCCCUGUUGUUGGAUGUGGUCCCCAGCAUCCAGCAGACAGCAGCGCUGGCUCUGGGCCGCCUGGCAGACCACAGCGAUGACCUGGCUGAGGCUGUAGUGAGGGAAGACAUCCUGCCCCAGCUGGUCCACUCUCUGGCCUCACAGAACAGGUUCUAUAAGAAAGCAGCAGCAUUCGUGCUACGUGCAGUAGCCAAACACUCACCUGAACUGUCCCAGGCUGUGGUGGCCUGUGGGGGGGUGGACGCCCUGGUUCUCUGCCUGGAAGAGUUUAACCCCGCUGUGAAGGAGGCUGCCGUCUGGGCCCUGGGCUGCAUUGCACGACACAACGCAUCAUUGUCACAGUCCGUUGUGGAUGCAGGAGCUGUUCCCCUACUGGUAUUAUGCCUUCUGGAGCCCGAGAUGGCCCUUAAACGUAUUGCAGCCUCCACCCUCAGCGACAUUUCCAAACACACACCAGAGCUGGCCCAGACUGUGGUCGACACUGGUGCCAUUGCACAUCUGGCUCAGAUGAUCCUCAACCCAGAUGCAAAGCUGAAGAGGCAGGUGUUCUCAGCCCUCAGCCAGAUCAGUAAACACUCAGUCAGCCUGGCAGAGAUGGUGAUAGAGGCUGAAAUCUUCCCUGCAGCAAUAGCCUGCCUCAGAGACCCGGAUGAGUAUGUCAGGAAGAAUGUCACUACUCUGAUGAGGGAGGUGGUGAAACACACACCAGAGUUGUCCCAGGUGAUUGUGAACUGUGGUGGCAUGGCAGCAGUGAUCGACUAUCUGGGUGACUGCAAUGGAAACCUGCGGUUGCCAGGGAUCAUGAUGCUGGGAUAUGUGGCAGCUCACAGUGAGAACCUUGCUAUGGCCAUCAUUCUUUCCAAAGGGGUGCCCCAGCUGUCCCUGUGUCUGUCUGAGGAACCCGAACAACACAUCAAGGCCGCUACAGCCUGGUCCAUUGGUCAGAUAGGGCAUCACACCCCUGAGCACGCUAAGGCGGUGGCCACAGCCAACCUGCUGCCUAAACUGUUGCACCUCUACAUGGACGCCAGCAGCUCAGAGGACCUGCAGGCCAAAAGUAAGAAGGCUCUGAAGAGCAUCCUACAGAAGUGCACCCACCUGCCUGCUCUGGAGCCACUCCUCUACGACGCUCCAAGCAACAUCCUCAAACACGUGGUCUGCCAGUUCAGCAAGGUGCUGCCUCAUGACAGUAAGGCUCGCCGUUUGUUCGUGACCAGCGGGGGUCUGAAGAAAGUGCAAGAGAUCGAUGCCGAGCCCGGGUCCCCUCUGCAGGAGUACAUUAACGCCAUCAACAGCAGUUUCCCCGAAGAGAUUGUCAGGUAUUAUUCCCCUGGAUACUCAGACACCUUGUUGGAGAGGUUAGAGAACUUCCAGCCGGCCUGACUUCAGUUCACACUCUGUUAUUUGAAGAUGCACAGUGCAUAUGCCCUGAUAAUACAAUUAAGCUGUUUUAA
Monopterus albus (swamp eel) is the source of this 1765-nucleotide messenger RNA. RefSeq names its product sperm associated antigen 6 (gene spag6). Gene Ontology annotation, molecular function: microtubule binding. Gene Ontology annotation, biological process: sperm axoneme assembly; neuron projection extension; epithelial cilium movement involved in extracellular fluid movement. The transcript has 11 exons. The coding region runs from base 171 to 1694 and encodes 507 amino acids. The record is from RefSeq and is a predicted model, not a curated record. Gene Ontology annotation, cellular component: acrosomal vesicle; sperm principal piece; axoneme. Lineage: Eukaryota; Metazoa; Chordata; Actinopteri; Synbranchiformes; Synbranchidae.